AUGCGCGGGUCGUGUCUCCAUUACGCUCCGGCCGGCACCGAGGAGGUUCUCGGGGAGCCAUCGACCCGCCACCGACCUCCGCUGCUCACGACGUGCCGCUGGAUAGCUCGACUACGCAGCGUCCUGGUGUGGAACCAACCAUUGUCUCUGGAAAAUCCUGUGCAUGAUGUCCAACCAGGGGAUACAGUGUAUAUUAAGAACUGGAAUGAAGAACCUUUAAAGGAACGGUGGGCCAGAUCCUAUCGGGUCUUACUGACAACCUUUACAGCUAUCAAGGAUCAGAGUCACACAAAAGUUUCUCAGUACCGCCAAGACCAUUCUUUGAUUAUGAGAUCCAUUGUCCACAUGACUGAUGCUGCUCAUUCAGGAAUUAUGCCUCCCUCUCAGCUCACCACCAUUAACCAGUCUCAGCGAAGGACACAGCUGGGGCUAAAUUUAGGAGGCACUAACUUGCCACACACUUCUCCCUCCCCUCCUGCAAGUAAAUCAGCCACUCCUUCCCAGUCCAGCUCUAUAAAUGAAGAAGAUGCAGAUGAAUCAAAUAGAGCUACUGGAGAAAAAAGAGCUGCCCCAGAUUCUGGCAAGAAGCCCAAGACUCCAAAGAAGAAGAAAAAGAAAGAUCCCAAUGAGCCACAAAAGCCAGUGUCAGCAUAUGCCCUUUUCUUCAGAGAUACACAAGCUGCAAUUAAAGGGCAGAACCCAAAUGCUACGUUUGGAGAGGUUUCAAAAAUAGUGGCAUCGAUGUGGGACAGUUCAGGAGAACAAAAACAGAUUUAUAAAAGAAAAACUGAAGCUGCCAAAAAAGAAUACCGAAAGGCACUUGCAGCCUAUAGAACAAGCCUUGUUUCCAAGGCUGCUGAAGAGUCUGCUGAGGCCCAGACAAUUCGUUCUGUCCAGCAAACAUUGGCAUCCACAAAUUUGUCUUCCUCCCUUAUUCUGAAUACUUCCCUCUCUCAACGUGCAACAGUAUUGGCGUCUCCUCAAAGUCUUCAACAGUCCCUUUCCAGAGUAAUUGCUCCAAAACCUCUAACCAUCGGACUGCCAAUGAUUGUAGCGUCUGUUAACAUUGCACCAAACAUGCCAACAAACAUUGCAGCUCUAUUGUUAAGCUCUAUGGGAACAAAUAUGGUAGCAACACCAUCUUCAUCUCUGUCCUGGUUUCAGUUAGGACAGAGUUAUUUUUCCUCCUAGUAGCUGGUA
Messenger RNA from Oxyura jamaicensis (ruddy duck), 1200 nucleotides. RefSeq names its product TOX high mobility group box family member 3-like. The transcript is spliced from 3 exons. Gene Ontology annotation, biological process: regulation of transcription by RNA polymerase II. Gene Ontology annotation, cellular component: nucleus. Lineage: Eukaryota; Metazoa; Chordata; Aves; Anseriformes; Anatidae. Gene Ontology annotation, molecular function: chromatin DNA binding. The coding region runs from base 1 to 1191 and encodes 396 amino acids. The record is from RefSeq and is a predicted model, not a curated record.